UAACCCUCAAUGUCAACCAUGAAGACUUUUUCCCACUGCCCGCUGUGUGAAACUGACAGCUACAGGAAACAGGAGGGAGAAAGUCUGGUGUGUGUGUGUGUCUACGUCAGGGAGGGUUGCCAUGCACCUGUAACCAGUGAUUGAAGGCCGAGACGCGAGUGAACACCGAGGGCUUCUUAUCCAUGAUGCACCCCACAGGCACGAAACUCACCACGCCGUGCACUUCCCAAUCACUGCCUGUCUGCUUGCACACCAAAGGCCCACCUGAGUCACCCUGAUGGAAGUAUGGCUAAAGUAUCACCAGCAGUCAGAAAAGGACAUGAGAAGCUGCAUUUGUCUUACUGUAUAAAGCAAUGAGCGGCAGUGAGCACCCAUUGCUCAUGGAUGAGUGAACCUCCACAAACAUGCUGGAAUGGUAUUAAAACAUAUGGACGGACCUAAAGGUGUCUCUCUGGAUAAGACAACUUUGGAUUUGCGGCUCGAGUUGCCUCGUGAGCACAACUACGAUGAUGUCAUACCUCAAACAGUCCCCGUACGCCAUGAACGGGCUGGGGCUCAGCGGGGCCACAAUGGACCUCCUCCAUCCUUCUGUGGGAUACCCAGCAAAUGCCCGGAAACAGAGACGAGAGAGAACCACCUUCACCCGCACCCAGCUGGAUAUUUUAGAAAAUUUGUUUGCCAAGACACGAUACCCCGAUAUUUUCAUGCGAGAGGAAGUGGCCUUGAAAAUUAAUUUGCCUGAGUCAAGAGUGCAGGUGUGGUUUAAGAACAGACGGGCAAAGUGUCGCCAGCAACAGCAGAGCAGCAGCGCUUCGAAGGUCCGCCCGGCAAAGAAGAAAUCCUCCCCGUCCCGCGAGAGUCCGGGGUCAGAGAGCAGCGGUCACUUCACUCCCCCAGCUGUCUCCACUAACAACUCAUCUUCCUCAUCCUCCUCGUCCUCAGGCUCCAACCCCUCCAGUCUUAGUGGAGUGGGUCUGAUGAGCAGCUCUUCCUCAGGAACAACACCUGCCUCCUCCAUCUGGAGUCCCGCUCCAGUCUCACCAUUACCGGCUCCGCCCUCGCUCCCCGACAUCUCGCCGCCGGCCAGUGCCUCCUGCAUGCAGAGGGCGAUCUCAAGCUGUGGGAGUACCACGGGAGUGCCGUCCUAUCCCAUGCCCUACAACCAGGCUCCAAGCUACGCCCAAGGAUACCCAACGACCAACACGGCCUCUUACUUUGGAGGCAUGGACUGCGGCUCCUACUUGGCACCCAUGGCUAACCACACCCAUCACCACCACCCACAUGCCCAUCACACGCAGCUGAGCACCAUGGCGGGCACCCCGUCAGUGUCGGGUCACCAUCCGCAUCAUAUCGGGCAUAGCAGCACCGGGCACCCGCACCACCCUCACCAGGGCUACGGCAGCACAGGGUUGUCUUACAGCUCCACGGACUGUCUGGAUUACAAAGAUUACAAAGAACAAGCUGCCGUGGCAUCGUCGUGGAAACUGAACUUUAGCUCUGCCGCAGCAGACUGCUUGGACUACAAAGAUCAGGCGGCUUGGCGUUUUCAGGUCCUCUGAAAACAUUUAAUGUAAGGACUAGUAGUUGUUACUUUAAGUUUGCUUGUUUGUUUUUCUUUGGAAAAAGACACGUUACAGACUAUGUCGAGCACCACGGGGUGUGGAAGACAACAUCAGGAGGUGACUUUCUGUGCCAAAUAUUUCCGCCUUUCAGGGGAAUCUGUCAAAAGAGCUACCGUGAGAAGACUUUGGCCCUUACCAAAGUUUCUCUCAAUAAAUUAAAAAUGAAACAUUUUCAUCAACCUAUCUGGAGUUCUUCAACAAAUGAGGGCCUUUGUGAUGCACUCCUCGCACAAUGCACUGAAUGAACAAGACUCUGGGGUUUCAGACAAUGAAGGCAAUAAUAAUUUUAUAUAAUUUUCUUUAGGUGACUUGAACCUGUGAAAUUCAUGUUCAUUUAAUAAAUAUAAGCUAAAGAUUGAGA
This is a messenger RNA of Misgurnus anguillicaudatus (oriental weatherfish), 1983 nucleotides long. It is a transcript of the gene otx2a, whose product is annotated as orthodenticle homeobox 2a. The record is from RefSeq and is a predicted model, not a curated record. Gene Ontology annotation, molecular function: RNA polymerase II cis-regulatory region sequence-specific DNA binding; DNA-binding transcription factor activity, RNA polymerase II-specific. Gene Ontology annotation, cellular component: nucleus. Gene Ontology annotation, biological process: multicellular organism development; regulation of transcription by RNA polymerase II. NCBI's taxonomy places the organism in Eukaryota, Metazoa, Chordata, Actinopteri, Cypriniformes, Cobitidae.